GGGGCCGCCAGUGCCAGGCAGGCGAGGGAACCGCCCGGCGCGUCCUUAACUCUCCGCCCAGCGCCCCGCCCCGCUCCACUCCCGGAGCCUGGGAAUAAAGUUCAGGGCCGGGCACGGGACGGGAACUCGCAGCGCGAGCACAGGGCGGCUCCCGCCUGCUCCGAGCGCCCGGCCAUGGCCUCCAGCGAGCUGGCCCAGAAGCUGCAGCGCCGGCUGCUGCUAGAGGAGAGCGACCCGCAGCCCGCGCCCGGCGGGGAGGAGGAGGCGGCGGCGGGCAGGGGGGCCGGGCAGGAGGAGGACGAGGAGGAGGAGGAGAGCAGGAGCUCCAUGCUCGCCAGCGCCGACUCGGAGCUGGGGGCCAAGCUGAGCCGCAGGCAGGACAUCAACGAGGGCACGGCCCGGCCCCGCCAGGCCAAGGUCUUCAACCCCUACACCGAGUUCAAGGAGUUCAGCCGGCGGCAGAUCAAGGACAUGGAGCGGAUGUUCCGACUGUACGACUCUGGGAAGGAUGGGUACAUAGACCUAAUGGAGUUGAAAUUGAUGAUGGAGAAGCUGGGAGCUCCUCAGACCCAUUUGGGCCUGAAAAACAUGAUCAAGGAAGUGGAUGAGGAUUUUGAUGGGAAGCUCAGCUUCCGUGAGUUUCUGCUGAUUUUCCAUAAAGCUGCAGCUGGAGAGCUGGAGGAAGACAGCGGGCUGAUGACUCUGGCAAAACUCUCUGAGAUAGAUGUUUCCACUGAGGGAGUUAAAGGAGCCAAGAACUUCUUUGAGGCCAAGGUUCAAGCCCUUUCUUCAGCUAGUAAGUUUGAAGAGGAGAUCAAGGCAGAGCAGGAUGAGCGAAAACGGGAAGAGGAAGAGAAGAAACACCGUCGGGCAGCAUUCAAAGAGCUCAAGUCUGCAUUCAGCCAGUAACCAUCCAUUCUACCAGUAGACUUCUUCUAAUUUGGUCUAUUUCCAUGAAUUGCAACUGUGCCUGGACUAUUUCCAUGAAUUGCAACUGUGCCUGGACAGUAUCUUCUGCUAGAGCUUGACCAUCCUUUCAAACUGAAGCUUCUAAAUCAGUUCCAAAGGAUACAGCUCUCACAACUACCAUGUGGUCAUACAGUGUGAACAAUGAGAACUGUGUACAUACUCAUCACUCUAAACUGUCAGGUAGUGCUUAAGUUCGUCCUAGUGCUGAAGAACCAAAUAGCAAAUCAUGGAUGAGCAAUGACAGUCAACUUUUCUUAAUCCAAAAAAAAAAAAAAAAGUCUCUCUGGUCUACCUUUUGCUCUUUGGUUUCUAUUCUUCAUAACCCUCCCGUUCCCCUUGAGGUAUUUUGUUUAUUUUCCAGGUAAGUAGUGAUGUCUUAGAGCAAAUCAGAAUGAACCAAGUACAGAUUACUUUUUCUGUUAUCGUGCACUAAACCUUAGCAGGAUCAUAUAUAUUUUACUUUGCUCUACUCUCCUUUCUCUGAGUCCAAAGGUUGUAGAGUCGGCAGGGCUAGGAAUGAAAUCAAUUGACAGUCACAUACCUUUUCUACUAGCCAAAAGAAUAACAGCAGCCUUCCAACUCUUUCUGUUGGAAAUGCUAUCUUGACAACUCUCCCAGUUGAAAAAAAAGCCGGACUUCUCUUAAGUAACAUCUUGCCCAGGAUGUAGGAGAAAUUAGCACUACUUUAAACAAAACAGAAAACUGAUGGAAGAUGAAAGAUCCAAAAAAAAUCAGUCUACUGUAUGGCCUCACUAAACUUUUUUAGGCUCUUCGAUUUAGGAGAAGCAAAUGGGUAUAUCUGUGUCUAUGAAAUAUUUCCUGCUGGGCAGCACAAUCGAAUGAUGCACAAUUCUUUCACCUCCAAGAAUCUUAUGUUCAUGAACUGAGGAUGUACGUGUCAAAGUGACUUUCAUGAAGUCAUUAUUCUACAAAACCAAUAUGGUACAAUGAGCAGUUUCUGCUCAGAAAGGGAAUAACAGAGAGGUUACAAAUCAAGAUUGUGGUGCAUUGGGCAAAUUUGAAUUUAGUAAACUUGCAUGAUACCCUUACCAUAGCCUAUGGUAUCCAUUUUUUAUGAACUCACAGGACUUGCCCACAAAUUUUUAAAAAAUUGCAGGUGCAUGUCUGUAUCUGCUGAAAGCCACCAAAAAGAGGAGGAGUCCUUCUUGCAAAGCCUCUCUGUAUGCAUUAAUGUUCUGCCUCUCUGUUGCCCAAAUUCCUUCUAAGACAAGACUCACAUCAGUGGUCCGUGAUGGAUCAUCUGUGUCUUCACCUGUCUGUCUUGCUGCUUAAGCUGUGAGCACUAAACUGUGAGUGUAGAAUAAUAAAUAGAAAGACCUCUAAUCUUUAAUGUCAGAUGGGAGAAUUGCUAAACAAUUAAACUAUGUAUAUAUCUCCACAGAUUAUAUUUUAUAAAUCACGCUUUUAGCUAAAUAUUUAUAAUUAAAUGUUUUAUUCUUUACAACCAAGCAGAUAACUGCAUCUACAACCAAGCAGAACUGCAUCUUCAAUUUUCUCCUAUUGCUAAAAUGUAUAAAUAAAACUUCCUUUAAUACCUCA
Molecule: messenger RNA, 2529 nt
Organism: Pelodiscus sinensis (Chinese soft-shelled turtle)
Lineage: Eukaryota; Metazoa; Chordata; Testudines; Trionychidae
Gene: EFHD1
Product: EF-hand domain family member D1
Cellular component (GO): mitochondrial inner membrane
Molecular function (GO): calcium ion binding; calcium ion sensor activity
Source: RefSeq, a predicted model, not a curated record